CAACCACACUUCUCGCAGGGCACUUCCUCCCUGCAGUCCGCGCCAACAGCCCUGCGGUGACAGCAGCCAGGUCCUGCAGCUACAAGCUGCAAGCUGCAAGCUACAAGCUGCAAGCUACAAGCCAGCCGCGCCACCAGGUGGAGGUUUCCUUCAACAGAAGCACACGUCCGAGUGACUGGUUGCCAUGGCAGCGACGGCGGCUCUGCUAGCGACGGUGCUGCUACACUGCGGCCUGGCCAGCAAGCAGCUGCACGUGAAGUACCAGUGGACCACGCCAGAGUUCCUGUUCACCAACGAGUCCAUGAAACAGUCGAUGAUCGACUCAGGCCGCUACAUUCCGGGCAACCCCUUCAUGCUGGAUGUGGACUCGUGGCAGCGAGGCUCCACGCGGGAGGUGUUCGUGACCACGCCUCGCUUCCUGCCGGGCACACCGGCCACUCUCUCGCUGCUGUCCCGGGCCCACGCCUCGGCCAGCCCUCUGCUGCAGCCCUUCCCCAGCUGGGCCAUGAACCGCCAGGGCGACUGCGACGCCAUGACGUCGGUCCUCAGGGUCCAGGUGGACACCUGCGGGAGACUGUGGGCGAUCGACAGCGGCGUGGUGGACCUGAUGACCGCCCCGCAGUCCCUGUGCGCGCCGCAGGUGCUGGUGUUCGACCUGCGCACCAGCAGGCUGCUGCACCGCUACCGCAUCCCCCCGGAGAACCUGAGGGAAGGCUCGCUGCUCAUCAACAUCGCCGUGGAGCUGCCUCACCGAGGGUCCUGCCGCGGCGCAGUCGCCUACCUCGCCGACGUGACGCAGCACGGCCUGGUCGUGUACGACGUCUCCCAGAGUCGCUCCUGGCGCGUCAGCAGCAGCUUCUUCCAGCCGUCGCCGCCCGCCACGCACUUCACCGUUGCCGGCGAGUCGUUCACGCUCCAGGACGGCUUGUUCGGCCUGGCCCUGGGCCCCGUCGUGCGCGGCGACCGCACCCUCUACUUCCACAGCCUGGCCAGCUACCGCGAGGUCUGGGUGCGCACCUCGCUGCUCAGGAACCAGUCGCUGUUCGCCGCCAACACCAGCGCUGCGGCGGGGCUGUUCACGCAGUCUCCGGGCGAGCGCUCCUCGCAGACUGCCGCCACGGCCAUGAGCAGGCGGGGAGUGCUGUUCUUCAGCCCGCUGGCCAACACCUCCCUGAACUGCUGGAACUCCCGUCUGCCGUACACCAGCUCCAACCUGGUGCAGCUCGUGAGGGAUGACGAGGCGCUGCAGUUCGUGAGCGGCAUGAAGAUAGUGCGGGACAGGUCUGGGCGGGAGGUGCUGUGGGCGCUCUCCUGCCGCUUCCAGAGGCUCAUGACCGGCUCCUUCGACCCCGCGGAGGUCAACUUCCGCGUGCUGACGGCGCCUGUGGCCGACCUGGUGCGGGGCACGUCUUGUGAUGGCGCAUAGAACCAGACGUUGCUGAAAAACAUGUCGACCCUAUCCAUUUUGUGACUGUACUUUAUUCUGAAGUUGAAAGGUUGUAGUCUUAGUUAAUUACUCUGUGGUUAUUAUUAUUGUAGACUGAGGUUUUAUCACUGUAGCGAUAAAUUAUUUGUGUUGGUUAGAAAAUAUACAGUCAUGUAUUAAACAGCAGUAUGUGUUAAGACUUCCAA
This is a messenger RNA of Bacillus rossius redtenbacheri, 1632 nucleotides long. RefSeq names its product protein yellow-like. Lineage: Eukaryota; Metazoa; Arthropoda; Insecta; Phasmatodea; Bacillidae. Gene Ontology annotation, cellular component: extracellular region. The transcript is spliced from 4 exons. The record is from RefSeq and is a predicted model, not a curated record. Bases 185 to 1426 code for a protein of 413 amino acids.